Molecule: messenger RNA, 2673 nt
Organism: Sitodiplosis mosellana (orange wheat blossom midge)
Lineage: Eukaryota; Metazoa; Arthropoda; Insecta; Diptera; Cecidomyiidae
Gene: csul
Product: protein arginine N-methyltransferase 5
Exons: 5
Coding region: 446-2317 (623 amino acids)
Biological process (GO): peptidyl-arginine N-methylation; regulation of DNA-templated transcription
Cellular component (GO): cytosol; nucleus
Source: RefSeq, a predicted model, not a curated record
GAAUCAAGCAUACUUCUUGGUGGGCGAUAACGCAUUGCUCGUGCAAUCUGUAACGAUGAUGCUAAUCUCAGACUUAAUCAAUUCACAUUUGUAUCAAGAUUCAAAAUCAAACAUCCGUCGACAGUUUUUGUUUCAAUGCUCUCGAGUCAUUAAAAUUGAACGUAUAAAACCGAACAAUAAAAAUAUUUUAUGACUUGAGCGCAAAACCGAACUGAGAUUUUGUAAACAAAACCACUCCGACGUGUGUGUUCUUGUGAUUGUAUUGGUGCGUGUCGUCGAACCGCAUUGUAUCUGUCACCAUGGUCGGCUGACAGCGCGGAAAAUGUGAGGUUAUACCUUUAGUUGACACUGUGAUUCGUUUAGUUAAGCGUAUUUCAUAUUAAGACUGAGGCCCAAUUUGAAAAUUGUAAUUUUUUAUUCGGAGAGACAAGAGAGAGAGAGAGAGAUGGAGGACAAAACGGCAAAAAUUCCAAUUUAUUUGUACAAAGAGUGUGUGGCCGAUUUGCCAAAAGCCGUUGAAUAUUCGGAACAGAAAAAAUGUAAUGUUUUAAUCACCGCAAUAACAAAUCCAAAUUUUCGGCGCGAAUUUUUCCGGGAACCGCUUCGGCAAAAUCAUUUUCGUUUUACACGAUCCGAAUUGUUAUUAGAGCCAUCAAAAUGGCAAAGUCAGGUUGUGGCCAAAUUGUCUGAAUGGGUUGAUUGUGAUUCGGUUGAUGACAAUAUUCGGAAACAUAGUGAGGCAACGAUAAGACAAGAAAUGGCCUUUUCACACCAUGUUGCCGGCCAUGGACAAUUGCUUGUCAAAAUUCGCGGCACAAACACAUCGAAUUUGGCACGAACGAUAUCUGCUGAACUCACAGCCGGCACACUGCUCGUUGAAAUGCCAAUGGUUGACUAUGAGAAUCAAUGGUACGAUUCAGGAAAUGAUGAAGUUGAAUCGAUUGACACAUGGCAUUGGUGGAAUUCAUUUCGAUCGUACGCCGACUACAGUUCGCGUUUCCAAUUGGCACUCGAACUGACGGCUGAUUUACCGGCACCGGGUGUGAUACUGCGAUGGUUGGGCGAAACAGUCGAACUGUUGAUAAUCCCGAUCGAUGUUUUUAUCACCAAUCGCAACAAUUUUCCAGUUCUUCCGUUUCAACAUAAGAAUGUUGCACUCAAAUUCCUGGCAAUGACCAAUUGCAAGUUUUCAUUAAAAGUGCCCGACGACGAAACUCGAGACAUUGAGAAUCACGUCAGCUAUUUGCGACAUUUAUACAAGGAAAAUGCUAAACGAAAUGAUCCAAUGCACGGAUACGACGAUAUACUGGAGAUUCCUUUGCAGCCAUUGUACGACAAUUUGGACUCAUACACCUAUGAAGUGUUCGAAAAGGAUCCCGUCAAAUACAUUUUCUACCAAAGAGCCAUCGAACAAGCGUUAGUCGAUAAAAUCUCAGACGAAGAAGCAAACACAAAAACCGCAGUUGUGAUGGUAGUUGGUGCCGGACGCGGACCGCUGGUUCGUUCCGCAUUCAAUGCAUCGGCCAAUGUGGACCGCAAAAUCAAAAUGUACGUGGUAGAAAAGAAUCCGAAUGCAAUCGUUACUCUUUCCGCACUUCAAGAGGAAAUUUGGAAGGAUAAAGAUAUGACGAUAAUCUCAACUGAUAUGAGAUACUUCGAGCCAGCAGAGAAGGUUGACAUUCUGGUUUCAGAGUUGCUUGGUUCGUUCGGCGACAAUGAACUGUCACCCGAGUGUCUGGAUGGAGCGCAAAGACAUUUAAAACCGGAUGGUAUCAGCAUUCCGUGUCAAUCGACCUCAUACUUGAAUCCGGUAAUGGCACCGAAAUUAUUGAGCGCCGUUCGAGAAGUUCGUGGUCAUAUGCGACGCGGCAAACCGAAUACAUAUGAAAAACAUGCCGAAAGCCCGUACGUUGUAUACUUGAAAAAUGUUUUCCACAUCACAACACCACAGCCGGUAUUCACAUUCGUUCAUCCGAACAACGAUGAGGUGGUUGACAAUUCACGGUACAUCAAACUGGAGUUUGCUGUGGAACAUGAUUGUGUGAUGACCGGUUUUGCUGGCUACUUUGAUACCGUUUUGUACAAGGACAUAAAGUUGAGCAUUCAUCCGAAGGAGCACACACGAGGGCUCAUUUCAUGGUUCUCGUUGUACUUCCCGUUGAGCGAGCCGCAGCAAUUGCACGCAGGCGACAAGGUGACAGUGAACUUUUGGCGAUGCAUAUCAAAUAGCCAGGUAUGGUACGAAUGGAGCACUACCUCACCCAAUACCACUCAUGUGCAUAAUCUGAAGGGAUGGGCAUUCCCAAUAUACAAAUGAAUAAUACACAGCUCAGUUAGGUUACCAGGCAAGAGUCCUAAUCUACAUAUUAUACUAAUUUCUGAACAGAAAAUUAUGCUUUUUUCAAGCAUCAUUGAAUAGAUUUCAGAAUCUUUUUUUUAGAACGCCAGAUAUAAAGGGAAAAAAAACAUUUUUUUUUUAAAUCCCACAAACUUAUCAAGAUAGGUUCGUAUGUCGUAAAUGGCUUAGGAAAAUCAAACAUAUUUAUAGUGUACUGGUUAACAAAAAUAAUUAAAAUUACCUUUAAUUAUUGAGAUUUUAUAUGGAAUCAAUUACGAAGAUUCGUUUAUUAAGAAAUAAACCGAAUAUCUUUAAUGUUGAGUCAACAAACGAAA